This is a messenger RNA of Macrosiphum euphorbiae (potato aphid), 4194 nucleotides long. NCBI's taxonomy places the organism in Eukaryota, Metazoa, Arthropoda, Insecta, Hemiptera, Aphididae. The record is from the annotation of a GenBank genome assembly.
AUGUCAAAAAUAAACCUUCAAAAGCUGAUUGCCGUUUUGAAAGAAAAUGGAUGUACUCCUUGUCAGUGGAAAAAUGUAAAAUCUGGUGAUGAUAUCAUAUUUGAAUCUUGCAAAGCAUGUUUUAGCCAGAAUACAUGUUUGAAAAAUCGAUUAAGGAUUAGACGAAUACUAGUAGACAGGAGGAAUGAUAUAUUGAAAUUAUACAAUCAGUUUGAACCAGAAAAAAAAAAUUUCACUAACAAAGUGAGGGCAGUACUGAAUGAGCUACCAUUUGAAGUGAAGCGCAUAGAUUCUGAAAUUGUAAUUGAAAUUUGCAAGAGGUUAGGACUAGUAUGGAAUGCCGAUAAAUGGAAAGUACAAGCAUUAAAAAAUCAUUAUAAAGUAACUUCAGCUUUACGUCGUAUUUUUAAACAGGACAGUAAAAAGGUAAAAACACCAGUUGAAAAGGUAAUGUUAUAUGAAAAUAUUGGGCAGGUGUCUGUUGGUGAUGAUUUUUUGUCAAGUUCUAGGUUAAUGGAGACAAGUAUUACAGUAAAGGAGAUGACUGAUCAUGGAUCUUUAUUGUUGAAACCAAAUCUCGAGGAGUCGAUUGUUGAUGAAUUUAUCACUCCUACAAAACGAAAUGAAGUUAUUGAUAUUGUGGAAUGUGUUAAUGAUCAACUAUUAACACACAAUUGCAACAGCGAUAUUAAGGGAAAAAUAUCGCAGGUGGAAAAUUUAAUUACAGAUGAAAAAACUCCUAAGAAAAAGGUAAUGUGUGGUUCCAAUGCAGAACAGUUAUCUGUUGUUGAUGAAACUUUAUACAAUUUUAGGUUGAUACAGAGAAAUGAGGAUAUUAUGGAAGUUGCAUCUAUCUAUUCGUCCAGUGUAGAGAAUAUGUUGGACACUUCUAAUGAUACUGUAUUGUUGGAACAAAGUCCUAAAGAGUCAAAUUUUUUGUUUGUGACUCCUACUCAAAGAAAUGUUGCAGGAACUCCUAGAAGAAAAUUAUUCCAUGAUAAUAUAACUGGAACUUCAUUGUUUGAAUGUAAUAGUUCAAUUGAUUUACUCAGAAACACUGGUAAAACGAGAGACAAAUUUAUUAGUCCGAUAAAGAGUCCGUUAAAACGUUUAAAUGAUAGACAUUUUAAUAAAAGCCCUGGGGAGCUUUUACCACGAGGUUCUAAGAAUGUGUCUCCUCUAAACAUUAAAGGAGAAUAUUAUGAAUGUAACUUCAAAGAAGGGGACUUUAUAAUUCCAAAAGAUGAAUGGAAUCAUAUAUUUGAAGACGGAAAACUAAAUAUAAAAAGGUAUCCUGGUGUUAUCAGGAAACAUCUUCAAGAAGUGAAUAACACUUGUAUAUUGUAUAUUAAAAAGCUAGAAUACAUUAAGACUGAAAAAUCAAUGAAGCUGAAGAUGUAUUGUAAACAUAGUGACUGUAAGAAGUUCAAACUACACAUUUUGCCUACUGGUGAAGAAGCAGUUGUUGAAGUUUACAGUACGAGUAAAAACUUUAAUCAUAAACCAGAUGCUCGAUACACUUCUCAAAUUAGGGGAGCUGAGCGAAAAAUUAUUGCUGAAAAAAUUAAAGAGAAAAGUGCUUUUAAGUAUAGACAGGAAUGUGUAUUAUCAGUUUCACCUAUUAAAUUAAUGGAAUGUGGAAAUUUGCAAACAAUUAAAUCUCCUUCGAUGUUAAGGAAACUGAAUAGUGAACAACAGUUGAAAGGGGAUUUCAACCGAAAUGAUCACUUUGAUGUAGUCUUAAUGGCCAAAGAACAUCCCUGGUUGAAUAUGAAAGUUCCCGAAAGUAUAGAAGAGCCAUUCAAUGUAACAUGGGCAAGCCAACAGCAGUUGGCAAUAGUUCAAAAUGUAUUUAAACAAGGUGUGUUAACAACUAUUCAUGUGGAUUCAACAGGAUCAGUUGUUAGGCCCCCUCAGAGCUCAACAAAACAAACUAUUUAUUAUUAUGCUUGUGUAGUGCGUAUAGGUAAAAUUGAAACCGUAUGCCCAAUAACUGAUAUGGUCAGUGCAACACAUGAUAGAGAAACUGUAACAAAAUGGUUGAAAUGUUUCAAAGAUCUAGUAAUUGCAAAAGAUCCAAGUAUCUGGCCGCCUUUCAAAAAUGUUGUAACUGAUUUCAGUUGGGCUUUUAUGCAUGGUAUUUCUAAAGCAUGGAAUAGUAAGGAAACAAUAUUUGAAUAUCUGGAUAUGUGUCAUAGAAUAUUAACUGGAAGAGAAACAUUGUCUUCUAGCACAGUAGUUAUUACUUCUUGUACAAACCAUUAUGUUAAAAAUAUUCUGAACCAUAUAAAACGGUAUUAUCCAGAUGAUGAAAAAACAGUGUUUUACAUAGCUAGAUGUGUUGGAUUAGUGUUUGAAAUGAACAGUUAUGAAGAAAUCAAACAUUGGUUUGAAUUGCUAUCGACUAUGAUCUUGUCAGACAAGUCAACAGAAAUGUGUAAAGCAGCAAGUAUGGAAAUGAAAUCAUACCUAAAAACAAACCAUGGAUUAUUUGAGUAUGAAAUUGAAAAGUUUGAUGACGAUCAAAAUUACUCUUGUGGUAAAAUCGCUGAUACCUUGUAUUAUGCCGAACGAAAGAAAUCUGCAUUUUAUCAUGAUUUUAAACAGAUAUUUGACAGUGUGAAAAAAAUAGUAAGUAUUUCCUCACAGAAUCAUAAUCACCUAGAUGUUAAUAGUAUGUAUUCAGAAGAGUACUUGUUACAUUUCCUUAUUGAAAAUGUGCCAUACAUACCUCUGUGGACAAAAGUUAUGACUACUCUUGUUCAUCUGGAAGAACGCCAGAGUAAUGCAUCAGUAGAAAGUUGGUUUAAUUUAGUGAAAAAUCAUAUUUUAGCAGGCAAAAGAAGAAUGAAAUGUGGUAGGUUCAUUGAAAAUAUAACCCAAUAUGAAGCUCAAUGCUUUAGACAGGUUGAAUUACAAAUACCUAGACGUAUAUGUGCCAUAAAAAAAAAAGCUGAUUGUGACGAGGACAACCUGCAUUUAAAUACUCCAGAAACUUGGAGGAAGAAAGGAAAACGUCCAGCAUUCUUGAGAAACAAUAAUAAAAUUUUAGGCAAAAGUUAUGGUGAAAACCAACAAAAUUGUUUGUCAUUAAAUAUACAGUGCCAACAGGGUGCUCUAUUCAAUUUAAAUAUGAGUUUUUGGCGAGAAGCUUCUAGUGUGAUACUACUAACAAAGUCUUCCAAUGUGAAGAUUGUCAGUCGAGAUCCGUUCAAAAUACUAUGCAUUAAAAGAAGUGAAAUCAAUUCUUACUUACCUAAUUAUACGGUCUUUCCAGGAGGAACUACAGAGAAAUCCGAUUCAUCUCCUGAAUGGACAGACAUUAUUCCAAAUUGCAUAAAUUCUAAUUUAAAUUUGAAUAUAAUUGGCUACAACGGUAGAUCAGCUAUUAAAUUUGUAUCUGAUAAUGAGCAAGGUUCUAUUCCAAAAUGCCUAUCACUAAGAGUAACUGCUAUCAGAGAAACAUUUGAAGAAAGUGGUAUACUGUUGUGUAAAAAAGUGAACUGCGACCAACCUGAAAAUUGUGCAACUGUCAAUCAUUUAGAAAUUGAUAGCAUUGACAGAUGGAGAAAAUUAGUUCAAAAAAAUGCAUCAAACUUUAUCAAUUUAUGUAGUGAAAAUAAUUGUUAUCCAGAUGUUGGUGCCUUGCAUUUGUGGAGUAACUGGUUAACGCCUCCACUGUUAAAGACAAAAUUUGAUACAAAAUUUUUUCUUGCUUUUAUUGAAUCUUCAGUUAAUGCAAGUCCUGAUGGUGUUGAAACAUCUCAAAUGACAUGGAAUACACCAGAUGAAAUGUUAUCACGAUUUGUUAACGGCGAUGAAAAACUUGUUACUCCUCAAUAUUAUGAACUAUUAAGAUUAAGACAGUUUACAUCAUUUACAAAAUUAACAAAUUUUGCUUGCACAAGAAGUAUUGAAGGAUGUGAACAAAUAUUACCAAUGGUUAUUGCGACUAAAGAUGGAUACCUAACAUUACUCCCAGGGCACCGAGAGAACACUUCUGGGCCUCGACCAAAACUCGUCCGUUCUCGAGCAUUCCCACCACAUAAACCGCCCGAACGCUGGCCACCCCCCCCCCCACGUUGCUGCAAUGACAAGGUAGUAGAGUGGAAGAAAUUUGGGUACAAAACUGCAGAGCUCAACCAUUUGGAUGCUCGAAGGAGUAGCGUUCUAUCGGUGGCCUUAGUACAGUAA